Messenger RNA from Helobdella robusta, 1380 nucleotides. RefSeq lists its product as hypothetical. The coding region runs from base 22 to 918 and encodes 298 amino acids. The record is from RefSeq and is a predicted model, not a curated record. Gene Ontology annotation, biological process: branched-chain amino acid catabolic process; transmembrane transport. Gene Ontology annotation, cellular component: mitochondrion. NCBI's taxonomy places the organism in Eukaryota, Metazoa, Annelida, Clitellata, Rhynchobdellida, Glossiphoniidae. The transcript has 3 exons. Gene Ontology annotation, molecular function: branched-chain amino acid transmembrane transporter activity.
UUGACAGUCGUUGAAUUCCACAUGAUGGACAAGCGAAAAUAUUUUUCGUUGGGGGCCGUCAGUGGAAUAGCAAUUCGAGCUUUAGUGUAUCCUUUCAGUUUGAUCAAAACACGUCUUCAAGUUCAAAGGCAUCAUUCCUCGUAUAACAGUCUUUUUGACGCAUUUCGUAAAAUAGUAAAGAUGGAAGGUUUCAAAGGUUUGUACAGAGGCUUCUUAAUUAGCAACUUCACCAUCGUUUCGCAAAUUUCGUACAUCGGGGCCUAUGAAGCUGCUCGUAACUAUCUUGUCAAUAACACAGUUUACUUCCAGGACCAAAAAAUCCGAUCGUUUAUAGCAGGAGGGUUUGCAUCUCUAGUCGGUCAGACUGCAGUUUUGCCCAUUGAUAUCGUAACGCAGCAUUUGCAGGUCAUCAACCUCAGACGAAUACCUUCUUCCGAAAUUCCUCUCUUACCGAAAUCAAAAAUUGACCAGACUCGAGCAAUCGUAAAGUAUUUGUACAAGCAAAAUGGUGUGAGGGCUUUCUACAAAGGAUAUUUUACAUCCUUGGCUACUUAUGCUCCUAGCAGUGCACUGUGGUGGUUCUUCUAUGAUAUUUAUUGCACUGAACUGGACCUACAGUUUCCCACAUGGGUACCCAGGUUGACUUUGCAGUGCUUGGCUGCUCCACUAGGGGGUGCCACAACAACCAUCAUCAUGACCCCAAUGGAUGCCAUCCGAGCCAGGAUUCAGGUUGAAAACAAGAAAUUUAUUGAAACAACAAAAAACUUGUGGGCCGAAGAAAGGUUUGGAAUUCUAACAAAAGGCCUGUCAGCUCGCAUGGUCCAAUCCAUUCUGUUCUCAUUUCUAACCAUUCUCAGUUAUGAAUCCAUAAAAAGGUGGAGCCUGCUGGAAGAGUACAAGGCAUUAGUCAGGUGGUGAACUUCCUUCAGAUCAUUUGGUCCUCCUGUGAACACUGCUAUCUUGUUUAUAGGAAAUGUGAACAAUAAUAACUUAUUGCCUGUAGAUCAAAGUUAUUUUGUACAGUGUUACCAAUGUUUGUUUUUUUUUAAUGUUUUAGGUUGAUUUAUUUAGGCUUAUUGAAGUUAGUCUUUAUGUGAAAUAAGUAAAUGUGCAGUGCAUCAAAUGAGGCAAAUUGAAAGUUUGUGGUUUGAUAGCAUCAGAAAAAAAGAAGAAGAAAAGGAGAUUUGGUUUAGGCAUACAAAAUCAUAACUAUGAAUAAGAAUUUUGAAUCGGUAAAAUUUUUUCUGCUAAAGUUUAACAGAAAAACAAGGGGGCUUAAAUAAAAGUUAUUCAAAAAAGGCUCAGGAACGAUAAAGGAAAAAUUUCCAGCUAGCUGUAGAGUUGUCAAUGAGUGGAACAAACUGGGAGAUGAUAUAAUAU